This is a messenger RNA of Acomys russatus (golden spiny mouse), 2295 nucleotides long. It is a transcript of the gene Rfx5, whose product is annotated as regulatory factor X5. The transcript has 10 exons. Gene Ontology annotation, molecular function: RNA polymerase II cis-regulatory region sequence-specific DNA binding; DNA-binding transcription factor activity, RNA polymerase II-specific. The record is from RefSeq and is a predicted model, not a curated record. The coding region runs from base 164 to 2143 and encodes 659 amino acids. Gene Ontology annotation, biological process: regulation of transcription by RNA polymerase II. NCBI's taxonomy places the organism in Eukaryota, Metazoa, Chordata, Mammalia, Rodentia, Muridae.
CAAUCAGAAAAAGGAAAAUAAAAGCAACGCACGAGCCCGCCGGCCGGCACCGUGGGGCUGGGCCGGAGCGGAGGUAGCCGCCGGGUAGUUUCUCUUUCUGUCUUAACCUAUGUAAUGUCCGCGUUGGAAGGCGACGGCUCCGAGUUUUUUCCCUCAUGCUGGAAUGGCAGAAGAUAAGCCUGAUGCUAAGAGCCCCAAGCCUGGGGCGAGGCCCCAAGGGGGUGCUGAGGCCGGGGAGCCUACCACUCUUCUUCAGAGGCUCCGAGGUACCAUUUCCAAGGCCGUGCAGAACAAAGUAGAGGUGAUUCUGCAAGAAGUCCAGAAGCUGUCAGACAGCGACAAGCUGUACCUUUACCUCCAGCUGCCUUCGGGGCCCAGCGCCGGAGACAAAAGCUCCGAGCCGAGCAUACUGAGCAAUGAGGAGUACAUGUAUGCCUAUAGGUGGAUACGCAACCACCUGGAGGAGCACGUGGACACCUGUCUGCCCAAGCAGAGCGUCUAUGACGCUUACCGAAAGUACUGUGAGAGCCUCGCCUGUUGCCGCCCACUCAGUACGGCCAACUUCGGUAAAAUCAUCAGAGAGAUCUUCCCGGACAUCAAAGCCCGAAGGCUUGGUGGUCGGGGCCAGUCCAAAUACUGCUACAGCGGCAUACGGAGGAAGACUUUGGUGGCUAUGCCACCGUUGCCGGGACUUGACUUAAAGGGCUCUGAAAGUCCAGAAAUGGGCCCAGAAGUCACCCCAGCACCUCGGGAUGAAUUGGUAGAGGCCGCCUGCGCCCUGACUUGUGACUGGGCGGAGCGGAUCCUGAAACGGUCCUUCAGUUCCAUUGUCCAGGUCGCCCGCUACCUGCUGCAGCAGCAUCUCAUCUCUGCCCGCUCCGCACAUGCUCACGUGCUGAAGGCCGGUGGGCUGGCCGAAGAGGAUGAAAGAGCCCCUCAGGAACGGUCAAGCAAAUCCAAGAACGGUGUAGAGAGCCUGGAGGGCGGAGGCCCUAAGAAGCCAGAGAAACCAGCCCAGCCUCCUAAAGAGCUAGACUCCCGAGCUGAGACUGACCCUCCAGGGCGUGGAGAACGGAAGAAGAGUGUGGUUGACAGUUCAGCUCCGGCAGCCAGUAAGCCACACGUUAAUGCCCAUGUGGCCCGGCUGCCUGUGCUGCUUCCGAGAACACCACGAUCACUCAUCACACCCAUUCUGGCCUCUAAGCUUUCUUCAAGCACCCUGAAAGUAGCUACGUUGCCUCUGUCCACUAGGGUUGGAGGACCCCAGACAGCUGUGCCCGUCAUCAACAUGAUCUUACCACCUGUUCCUACUUUGUCAGGUGUUGGGCCUGGGCCUGGACUUGGGCCUGGGUUUAGACCAGGGCCUGGACUUGGGUCUGGGCCCGGGCCUGGGCCUGGAGCUGGGCCUGGGCCUGGGCCUGGAGCUGGGCCUGGGCCUGGGCCUGGAGCUGGAGCUGGGUCUGGGCCUGGGGCUGGAGCUGGGGCUGGGGCUGGGCCUGGGAGAGUUCCACCUAGGGCAGUCAUUGUGCCUCGAAGCACAGAGAACAGAGAACUAGGCGUAAGUGGUGACCCACGACCCCAAGACAAGGGUGUCAAAAGGACAGCUGAAGUGCCUUUGGGUGAGGCCAGCGGGCAGGACCCACCCGUUAAAGAGGUGAAACAUGGUGCAGAGGACACAGUAAGUGAAUCGAAAAGGAAGCGGGGACGCCCUCGGAAGAGGCCAGGUGGAUGCGGAGAGAGAAAUGCUACUCCCGAGAAGCCCGCAGCCAUUGUGAACUCGCCACGGUUACUCUGGGAGACAUGGGGCUCAAAGAGAGAAAACAACUUAGUUUCAAGAUCAGAAAGACUAGGGCCAGUGGGUGGAGCUGAGCAGGAAACCCUGCUUGCUCAGGGUCACGGAGAUGGUGCUUUCUCCAAAGGAAAGGGGAGUCUGAGUUCCCAGGAAGCCAAAGAAACAGAAGAUAAAAUUCCUCCUGUCACCUCAAAAGUGAGUGUUAUCAAGGGCAGAAUUCAAAAGGAGGCUCUUCAGUGGGUAAAGGGAGAGGCUGAUGCUGCAACACAGGCCCACAAAGGGUUAAAGGGUCAUAUGCUUCAGAGUUACCUAACCCAUGAGCAUAAGGACCCCAAAGCAACACCCCCCUGAUAGAGGGCUAGGUCUGUGGGGGAAAGUGGCCAUGUUCCAUGAGCUCUGCCUGCCUGCCUGGUGGAGGCCUCUCACUGUGCCUGCUCCUCGCUAACCAGCCUUCCCUAAGGGAGCCCAUUGGCCUGGCUUGCAUCGUGCCAUGCCUCAUGGCU